Molecule: messenger RNA, 2247 nt
Organism: Malassezia pachydermatis
Lineage: Eukaryota; Fungi; Basidiomycota; Malasseziomycetes; Malasseziales; Malasseziaceae
Product: dna repair helicase rad25
Exons: 2
Coding region: 1-2247 (748 amino acids)
Biological process (GO): transcription initiation at RNA polymerase II promoter; nucleotide-excision repair
Cellular component (GO): transcription preinitiation complex; nucleotide-excision repair factor 3 complex; transcription factor TFIIH holo complex
Molecular function (GO): hydrolase activity; DNA binding; 3'-5' DNA helicase activity
Source: RefSeq, a predicted model, not a curated record
AUGGACGACCAGGCGACAGCCAAGAACCUCAACGCUGUGUCGUCCAUUGUGCGACGUGACUUUUCACGUAUGCCGCUCAAGCUGGAUCACAAUAGCAGGCCACUUUGGAUCUCGCCGGACGACGGGCACAUCAUUCUCGAAGGAUUUAAUGCCCUCGCCGAGCAGGCGCAGGAUUUCCUGAUCGCCAUUGCCGAGCCUGUGAGCCGCCCGAGCUUUGUGCAUGAAUACAAGCUCACACCAUACUCUCUUUACGCGGCUGUCUCUGUGGGCUUAGAACCUGACGACAUUAUCGAAGUCCUAAAUCGGCUCUCCAAGGUCCCCGUCCCGAAAUCCGUCCUGGAUUUCAUUCGUGAAUAUACCAUGAGUUUCGGCAAGAUCAAGCUAGUACUGAAACAAAACAAGUACUUUGUCGAGAGCUCACACCCUGAUAUCCUGCAAAUGCUCCUCCGUGAUCCUGUAAUUGGCGAGGCACGCAUUCGUCCGACUUCGACGACUUCCGCCACCGCCACCGCCUCGACACAGCCACCACCACCGCCCAACACCGCGGCGCCGGCGGCACAGACAGCCGAUGCACCGAACGCUCCGACGGACCAGGAGCAGGACCUGUUUAGCGCCGUGAUCGGCGUGUACGAUGCUGACGAAUUGGACGAAGACGAUGCCGUCCACAGCUUCGAGAUCCGUGAAGAGCAUAUCGAGACUGUGAAACGUCGAUGCAAUGACCUCGGGUUUCCCAUGCUCGAAGAAUACGAUUUUCGCAACGAUCGGCUGAACCCAGACUUGGAUAUUGACCUGAAGCCCAUCACGCAUAUCCGGCCGUACCAGGAAAAGAGCCUGGCCAAAAUGUUCGGUAACAGCCGUGCGCGCAGUGGCAUUAUCGUGCUCCCUUGUGGGGCAGGGAAAACACUGGUCGGAAUUACCGCCGCAUGUACCAUUAAAAAGAGCUGCCUUGUGCUGUGUACGAGUAGCGUCAGCGUGAUGCAAUGGCGGCAGCAGUUUCUUCAGUGGAGCAAUGUGCAAGAAUCGCAAAUCAGUGUAUUUACCUCCGACGAGAAGCAGAAGUUUACCGGCGCCGCAGGCAUUGUCGUGUCAACGUACUCUAUGGUGGCCAAUACAGGCAAACGAUCUCAUACCUCCCAAAAGAUGAUGAACUUUUUGGAAAGUCGCGAAUGGGGUUUUAUUCUGCUGGACGAAGUGCAUGUCGUGCCCGCCUCCAUGUUCCGUCGUGUGCUCACAAAGAUCAAGGCUCACGCCAAACUAGGUCUCACGGCAACAUUGGUCCGUGAAGACGAAAAGAUCGAUGAGCUGAAUUUCCUGGUCGGGCCAAAACUGUACGAAGCCAACUGGAUGGACUUGGCCGCGAAAGGCCAUAUUGCGACCGUGCAAUGUGCUGAGGUUUGGUGCCCCAUGACCGCUGAAUUUUACCGGGAGUACCUGCGCGAACGCAGCCGGAAGAAGAUGCUGCUUUAUUGUAUGAAUCCGACCAAGUUCCAAGCUGCGCAGUACCUCAUUCAAUAUCACGAGAACCGCGGCGACAAAAUCAUCGUGUUCUCUGACAAUGUCUAUGCGUUAGAGGCAUAUGCGAUCAAGCUAGGUAAGCCUUAUAUCCAUGGAGGCACGCCCCAAAUUGAGCGCAUGCGUAUCCUGCAAAACUUCCAGCACAAUCCCAUCGUCAAUACCAUCUUCCUGUCCAAAGUAGGCGACACAUCCAUUGACCUGCCUGAAGCAACGUGCUUGAUCCAGAUCUCGUCUCACUUUGGAUCACGUCGUCAGGAAGCCCAACGAUUGGGCCGCAUUCUUCGAGCGAAACGUCGCAACGACGAAGGCUUCAACGCAUUUUUCUACAGUCUCGUGAGCAAGGACACCGCUGAAAUGUACUACUCGACGAAGCGCCAACAAUUCCUAAUCGACCAAGGUUACGCUUUCCGCGUCAUUAUGAACCUGGUGGGCCAAAAAGAGAUGCCUGGCUUGGUCUAUUCUACCAAAUCGGAGCAGAUUGAGCUACUUCAAAGUGUUCUCAUUGCGAGUGAGAGCGCCGCAGAAUUUGGUACGGAUGUCAAGUUUAGUGACACGACGUCGAAAGCAACGCCCAGUGCAAAACGUAUGAUGGGCAGUCUGAACGCACUUGGUGGUGCUCAGCACAUGUCCUACGUGGAACGGAAUCGAUCUAUGAACAAAACGUUGGCACACGACCAACCGCGUCACAAAGCCUUCCAGAAGCGCGCCGCGUCUGCCAAAAAGAAGUCGUAG